Molecule: messenger RNA, 1655 nt
Organism: Pyricularia grisea
Lineage: Eukaryota; Fungi; Ascomycota; Sordariomycetes; Magnaporthales; Pyriculariaceae
Exons: 2
Coding region: 350-805 (151 amino acids)
Biological process (GO): fungal-type cell wall organization
Cellular component (GO): fungal-type cell wall
Molecular function (GO): structural constituent of cell wall
Source: RefSeq, a predicted model, not a curated record
CAUUCAUCCACACCCUGGACGCCCACUUUUUUGCGUCUAAGCUGACGAUUGACACCUCGCCGGGUAGUAAUUAAGGAAGUGGGCGGCGGUAAUUAGUUGCUCUCUUUUUUGCAUAUAAGAAAUUGGUUGCUCACCUCCGAUCUGCUCUUCUCUCCCUCCUUUCUCUCCUCACCCACACACGCUCGUUCGAAGCCUAAUACACCCUGACUUUUUAGUCAAUUUCACUCGUUAUCCACGAACCAAAACAAAUUACCAAGUCUUUCAGACUAUAAUCCUUCAAGCUCCUCUUUACGAGUUUUUAAUAAACCACACUCCUUUUUUCAAGGCAUACCUUUUUAAAUCAGUCAAAAUGCAGUUCUCCGUCGCCGCUGUCCUCGCCUUCGCCGCCGCCGGCGUUUCGGCUUCCGCCUUCAGCAACGGCACUCAGGUCUACGUCACCGAGGUCGUCACUGCCCUGACCACCUUCUGCCCCGUUGCCACUGAGAUCACUGCUGGUGGCAAGACCUACACCAUCACCUCGGCCACCACCCUGACCAUCACCGACUGCCCCACCGGCUGCACCGUCACCAAGCCCGUCUACACCUCCAAGGUUGUUGAGUGCAAGACCUGCAACGGCACCGCCGCCGUCCCUCCCCCGGCUGUCCCCACCAAGACUGGCGGUGCCUCCGCCUCCGUCCCCGUUCCCGUCGGCACUGGCUCCGCCACCGUCUCCAAGCCUCCUUCAGUCCCCACCGCCGCUGCCGACAAGGUUGCCCUCUCUGGCGCCGCUCUUGCCGGUAUCGUCGGUUUCGCCGCCCUCCUGUAAAUUUCCCACCGCAUCUAAACGGUCUCAUCGCCGUCGCAACUGCCAAUCAUGCUAGUUUGUAGUUUCUGAACGAAACCAAGCAUGAAACUCGACGGGCCGAUGGAAGGAAGGAGACGGGGAGUGACGAAGAUUACGACAAAAUACACAAUUCAGCUUUGGGGCUUUUUACUGGCUUGACAACAUUUUGCAUCGCACUAUGGAGUUUUUUGUACUUUUUUGAGUUUUUCUACACAAAGGGGCGCAGAAACGGCCACGCGCAUGCAAAGUUUUACAGGGGAAUGGAGGGGAGAGAGGGGAGAGGCUUUGUGUUGUGUGGUAAACAUAGGAAAACUGUUUCUUUUGUGUGGUUUUGGAAACACUUUUCGUGGAGUUCAACGAGCUGCAUUCGAACCUGCGCAGAGAGGAUCCCUGGUCUCUUCAAAACGUGUGUUGCGGUCUCUGAGAAAUCAAACAAGAAAUAAAAAAAAUAUUAAAAAAAUCCUGGGAAAACGGAGAAGUCGAUGUUGCUCCUGGCUUUUUGAUAAAGUAUAUAUACCCUAAUGAGCAACACUUUUUCGUGUCCCAUUCCAACCAAGAAGGGAAAGCCUUCAUCCUCCCAAAAAAAAAUUCGCAAUACUCGAAGCUUUCUGGCCAGCCCCCUCACAUUGUGUUCGUCUCGGUGAAAAAAGAAAAUAGUUUCUCUGCCAGCACGGCAUGCCAUGGGUGCAUAGAUGGCGUUCCUGUCAGCCCAGCAAAAAUGUCUUGCCCAUCUGCAAGGGGGUAAGAAGCAAGUGAAAGAGGGGGAAAAGCAAUGUAGGCAAGCCUCAUGUUUUACAGCUUGACAGGUAGGGAAACGAACCACGUCGACGAG